Chlorocebus sabaeus (green monkey) is the source of this 2766-nucleotide messenger RNA. NCBI's taxonomy places the organism in Eukaryota, Metazoa, Chordata, Mammalia, Primates, Cercopithecidae. The record is from RefSeq and is a predicted model, not a curated record.
CCCCCCGUUCAGCCUCCCGCGCGGCCGCCAGAAGCCGCGGCUCUAAAGCUGCGAGACCCGCGGCCGCCCGACUGCUGCGAGCCCCUGCGGACAGGAAGGCUAAGGCCUCAGCGAUGCCGGACUCCCCAGCGGAGGUGAAGACACAGCCCCGGUCCACACCCCCCAGCAUGCCGCCCCCACCACCUGCCGCGUCCCAGGGGGCCACACGCCCCCCCUCCUUCACGCCACACACACAUCGAGAGGACGGGCCUGCGACGCUGCCCCACGGCCGUUUUCAUGGCUGCUUAAAAUGGUCUAUGGUCUGUCUCUUGAUGAACGGCAGCAGCCACUCGCCGACAGCCAUCAGCGGCGCGCCGUCCACACCCAACGGCUUCAGCAAUGGCCCGGCCACCUCGUCCACGGCCUCCCUGUCCACACAGCACCUGCCCCCAGCCUGCGGGGCCCGGCAGCUCAGCAAACUCAAGCGAUUCCUCACCGCCCUGCGGCAGUUUGGCAGCGACAUCUCCCCGGAGAUUGGGGAGCGCGUGCGCACGCUGGUGCUGGGCCUGGUGAACUCGACGCUGACGAUCGAGGAGUUUCAUUCCAAGCUUCAGGAGGCCACCAACUUCCCUCUGCGGCCGUUUGUCAUUCCCUUCCUGAAGGCAAACCUGCCCUUGCUGCAGCGGGAGCUCCUGCACUGUGCACGCCUGGCCAAGCAGACGCCCGCCCAGUACCUGGCCCAGCAUGAGCAGCUCCUCCUGGACGCCAGCGCCUCCUCCCCCAUCGACUCCUCAGAGCUGCUGCUGGAAGUCAACGAGAACGGCAAGAGGAGGACGCCCGACAGGACCAAAGAGAACGGGUUGGACCGUGACCCGCUGCACCCCGAGCACCUCAGCAAACGGCCAUGCACCCUGAACCCUGCCCAGCGCUACAGCCCCAGCAACGGGCCCCCGCAGCCCACGCCACCGCACUACCGCCUGGAGGACAUCGCCAUGGCCCACCAUUUCCGAGACGCCUACCGCCAUGCGGACCCCCGGGAGCUGCGAGAGCGCCAUCGGCCGCUUGUGGUGCCUGGGUCCCGGCAGGAAGAAGUGAUCGACCACAAGCUCACAGAGCGUGAGUGGGCAGAAGAGUGGAAGCACCUCAACAACCUCCUGAACUGCAUCAUGGACAUGGUGGAGAAGACACGGCGCUCGCUCACGGUGCUGCGCAGGUGCCAGGAGGCCGACCGCGAGGAGCUCAACCACUGGGCACGGCGCUGCAGCGACACGGAGGACACGAAGAAGGGCCCCAGUCCCGCCACGGCCCGGCCCCGCAGCAGCUCCGCUGGCCCUGAAGGUUCUCAGCUAGACGUGCCCCGGGAGUUCCUGCCAAGGACCCUCACCGGCUACAUGCCCGAGGACAUUUGGAGGAAGGCUGAAGAGGCCGUGAACGAGGUGAAGCGGCAGGCCAUGUCGGAGCUGCAGAAAGCCGUGUCGGACGCGGAGCGCAAAGCGCACGAGCUCAUCACCACGGAGCGUGCCAAGAUGGAGCGGGCCCUGGCCGAGGCGAAGCGGCAGGCCUCCGAGGACGCUCUGACGGUCGUCAACCAGCAGGAGGACUCCAGCGAGAGCUGCUGGAACUGUGGACGGAAAGCCAGUGAAACGUGCAGCGGCUGCAAUGCGGCACGCUACUGCGGGUCCUUCUGCCAGCAUCGGGACUGGGAGAAGCACCACCACGUGUGUGGCCACAGCCUGCAGGGCCCUGCGGCCGUGGUGGCCGACCCGGUGCCUGGACCGCCCGAAGCCGCCCACGGCCUGGGCCCCUCCCUCCCCGUGGGUGCUGCCAGCCCCAGCGAAGCCGGCUCUGCGGGGCCUUCUCGCCCUGGCUCCCCCAGCCCGCCUGGCCCGCUGGAUGCCGUGCCCCGCUGACCCCACCAGCCCCCGGCCUGCUGGAUACAGCACCGUGCCAACCCCACCCAGCUCCAGGCCCGCCGGAUGCUGUGGCCUCUGACGCCCGGCCGGCCAGACGCUGUGCCCCACCUGGCCUGGGGAAGCCGACCAAUUAGAGUCACUGCUGCUACUGCCCCUCUCCAAAAGAAGACACAGAACCAACAAAACCGCAUUCAAUGCACCUGCCUCAGCUACCAAAUGAUUCUGCGCGGACACCUUGACAACCUCUUUUCAAGCAUCCUCAGAAGCCUCGAUGAGCUUUAGACAGCAGAGCGGAUGCCGCGGGCGCGGCAGCUCUGCCCACCUCUCUCUCUUUUCCUCUCUCUCUGUCUCUCCCUCUCUGUCUUCUCUAUCCUCUCUCUCUCUCUCUAUGACUAUCACACACUUUCUCUUCAAUGAAAAAAUCUAAUUGGUGGCUUAUAUUUUCAGCAAAGAAUUUUGGGGGGUUUUGUUUGUUGGCAAAAGAGCUACUCAGAAAUGGACAAAGACAACUCUGGGGGUUCUCCCCCUCCUGAUUAAAAAGGGAGAAAGAAAACUGUGAUUUUAUAGCCGGAGAUCUGAACCCAGCUGUGCCCCUCCGCCAGGGGCGUGAGGCUGAUUGGCGAAGACGGGAGGAAAGAUUUCAAUUUCUGACUCAAGAAGCAUUUUUGGUUUCAGAUUUUUUUUUUUUCCUGUAAUGUUAAACUCUUUGGCUUUAAGUAAAAAUCCAAAAAGUUUUUUUAAAAAAGCAAAGGAAGCAUACUUGUGAACUACCUUGCUAGCUAGCCAGCCAAGGAUACCGGACACACCUCUGCUCCAAAGGAAAUCCAAAAAAGCAAACACAAGAAAUCAAAAUCCAAAAUUUGUCACUGCCAAA